AUGCGACAGUUCUUGCAGAUCCUCGCCACCGGGCUCCCCUUGGUGCUUGCGGCGACUCCAUGCAGUGGCGAUGACUGUGCAGCCGACGCGGAUGUGGAGACACUGAUCCAGACGCAGGUCCACAACGAUGCUGCUGAGGGUGGGAGCUCGGCCACUGAGAAGCAAGCUGCAAGCCAGGCACACUCUAAGAUGAUUACUGUCCAACGGGAUGCCGCUGUCCUGAAUCAUACCAGACGAGGGAACUGUGACGGGAUCAUCGAAGGAAUGGGUCGUGGGAUCAACAUUGGAAACGUUUAUGAGUUCGAUCAGGGCGAUACGAAUCCGGAAGUCGUCAAUCAGCAGGUCAAAUGGGCCCACGACACGGGAUUCAAACACAUCCGCCUGCCCGUGAAAUGGGAUGGUUAUUUCGAUGCCAACUCCGAUCACACGAAGCGGGUCACCACGGUUGUGGACUACGCCCUGAGCCUGGGUCUUUAUGUGGUCAUUAACUCCCAUCACGAGGAUUGGCUGACUUAUCACUAUGAUGCGGCUAGGCAGGACCUCAAGGACAAAUGGUGGAACAUGUGGACUGGCAUCGCGGGUCAUUUCGCGAACAGGUCCACCAAACUGGUCUUUGAGAUCCUCAAUGAGCCUCACAUUAACUUUGGAGGCUGGAACGAGCCUAUACAUCCAUCUGAAGGGUACGCGAUCGACCGCACCCGCGAGAUCAAUGGUAUGGGAGUCGACGCUGUGCGCCGUGUGCCCGGCCACGAGAACCGAAUGAUCUUCGUGCACCCGAAUGCCAUGUCGAGCAUAGGCACUGCCAGGCAAGUGUACCCCGAUAAGCGGUCUCUUCCCGGAGGUGGAAACGAUGCCUGUGUGGGCAUCACCGUGCACACGUAUGAUCCCUACGACUUCUGCAGCGAAAACGGCAAUCCUCACUACUACGGAUCGAUCGGGGCCAUGAAAAAAGGUCUGCUCAACAUCUUCAGAGACUUUCGCGAUUAUAUCUUCGACACGGGCAUCCCAGUAUAUGUUGGAGAGUACGGCGUGGGCCGGCAGCCCGAGCGUCAGGGAGAGAGGGACAACGAUCUCGUCCGCGAGUACUACAGGUUUGUCACGGGCCACUUCCGAGAGGCCGGCUUCGCCACUGCCGCCUGGAACGAUCCUGGGUGGUUCGCCAUCUACACGAAGCAGGAGUACCAUCUGCACACGGCCUGCGUGUCACCCUAUGUGUAG
This is a messenger RNA of Symbiodinium sp. CCMP2592, 1218 nucleotides long. The record is from the annotation of a GenBank genome assembly. NCBI's taxonomy places the organism in Eukaryota, Dinophyceae, Suessiales, Symbiodiniaceae.